AUGUUCAGAGGUGAAGGAAGCAAGGCAUCGUUCACAAAGGAGGAGAUAACAAGAGGAGCAAGGAGAAUGCUAAAGACACUAACCAAGGAAGAUGAGGAAGGGAGAAGAACCAAGAGGACUAAUGACCCAAUCAGCAGUGAGAGUGAAUUAGGAGAAUUCGAGAUUGGGUUGAACCAUGGAAGGGGAGAAAGUGAUGACUCCUCAAAUGAAGAAGGGGAAGAGGUUAAUCAAGAGAUAGAAGGAAGUGAGCAUGAGAGCAAUGAGAAUGUACCCAUGGAGGAGGCUGAGUCAGAGGAAGAGGAGCAUGAGCUCCCUAUGUACCAAGAGCACUACAAUGCUCUCUUCUCCAUGGACUUUGUGGAGACCAAGUACCCACAUGAUGACACAAUGAGGGCUCUUGGGAUCUUUGAGGAUGUGGAGUUAGUCCUCAAGAACAUGCGCUUGGGAAAAUUCUUCUCUCAUCGCAUGGAGUCAUACAAGGAGCUCACUUGUGACUUUUUGGCGUCGAUGAGGUUUCACAAGUAUGGUGAGCUCGAUCGAGCUGAGUUGGACCUGGGGAUGGAUAACAUUCUUGGCAAGAGGAGAAAGGAAGGUGAUCACCUUCAGGCAGCUGAAGAUCCUCUUUGGUUUUGCUUAUGGAGAAGGAACCCAUUGGGAUAUCAAGGAGAAUGUGCUCCAAAGAGUGUGGGCUACAAUUGCUGA
Microthlaspi erraticum is the source of this 702-nucleotide messenger RNA. The record is from the annotation of a GenBank genome assembly. NCBI's taxonomy places the organism in Eukaryota, Viridiplantae, Streptophyta, Magnoliopsida, Brassicales, Brassicaceae.